GUUUAUCUACUUGCUGUUCCUGCAUAAAAAAUGUCAGCACUUUAAUUUGACAACAACCCACAAAACAAUUUAUGUCAUUUGUAAUUGAAUUUGAUAUUUAGAAACAUUGAAGAGACAUGUCAAAACACACGGGUUUCUUCCACAACCUAAACAGAUAUAUCACCCAAAGACGCCAUGGUUCCACAUAUUCACCUAUCCAGAAAAUCUUGAUAGCAAACAGAGGGGAAAUUGCCUGCAGGGUUAUCAAAACUGCUCGAAGCUUGGGAAUUAAAACAGUGUCGGUUUUUAGUGAUGCAGACAAAAAUGCUCUACAUGUUGCAAUGGCUGAUGAGGCAUACAACAUUGGCCCUGCAGCUGCCAAUCAAAGCUACCUGUGCCAAGAUAAGAUCAUGACCAUCGCCAAGCAGUCUGGUGCACAAGCCAUUCACCCUGGCUAUGGAUUCCUCUCAGAGAAUGUGGAGUUUGCAGAGAUGUGUGCUAGGGAAGGAAUCAUAUUCAUUGGACCCCCCUCCUCAGCUAUACGAGAUAUGGGGAUCAAAAGUACAUCGAAGUACAUCAUGUCUGCUGCUGGUGUUCCGGUGAUAGAAGGUUACCAUGGCGAGGACCAAUCAGAUGCUAGACUGAAAAAAGAAGCUGCAGCCAUUGGUUACCCAGUCAUGAUCAAAGCUGUUAGGGGUGGUGGUGGAAAAGGCAUGAGAAUUGCUAUGACAGAAAAGGAGUUUGAUGGUCAGCUUGAGUCAGCAAGGAGGGAAGCCAUGAAAUCGUUUGGGGACCAAGUGAUGCUGGUAGAAAAAUUUGUUGAAAGGCCAAGGCACGUUGAGGUGCAGGUGUUUGGAGAUAAACAUGGCAACUAUGUUUACCUGUUUGAGAGAGACUGCAGUGUGCAGAGACGGCACCAGAAAAUCAUAGAAGAGGCUCCUGCACCUGGACUGACAGAGGAGACAAGGAAGAAAAUAGGAGAGGCAGCUGUACGCGCUGCUAAGGCUGUGAACUAUGUGGGAGCUGGCACGGUUGAGUUCAUCAUGGAUAAGCACCAGCAAUUCUACUUCAUGGAGAUGAACACCAGACUGCAGGUGGAGCACCCAGUCACAGAGAUGAUCACAGGCACUGACCUUGUACACUGGCAGAUCAAGGUUGCAUCAGGUGAACCACUACCUGUACGGCAGGGUGACAUUCAAAUGAGAGGUCAUGCCUUUGAGGCCCGUAUCUAUGCAGAGGACCCUAACAACAGCUUUAUGCCAGGGGCUGGUCCCCUCCUGCAUCUUUCUACACCAGAAACAGAUGCUAAAACACGAAUUGAUACAGGAGUACGGCAGGGUGAUGAGGUGUCAGUCCACUAUGAUCCUAUGAUUGCUAAGCUAGUUGUCUGGUCGGAGAAUAGAGAGUCGGCUCUGAGGAGGUGCCGAGCGGCCCUGCUGGAUUACCAGGUGCUGGGUUUGAACACCAACAUUCAGUUCCUGACGGACUUGGCAAAGCACCCGGAGUUCAUGGCGGGUAACGUGCACACAGAUUUUAUCCCUCAACACCAGUCGGAUCUGUUCCCUGUCCAUACCACCAGUGCUACCACCAUCUGUCAGGCUGCCAUGGCGAUGGUACUCCGACAGAAACAUGUCCGCAGGGAGCUGGCCAAGAACACACUUGACCAGUUCUCGCCAUUCUGGGGAUGUGAUGCAAUGAGAUUAAACCAGAACUCUACAAGAUUGGUGAACCUAAUGGACGGAGAUACAGAGUUGCAUAUCCAGAUUGUAACUAACAAAGAUGGAACAUUCACUGUCAGUUUUGAAAAGAAUUGCUUUAAUUUAACUGCAAGCCUUGAACAGGAAGGGGAGAGAACUUAUGUUGUGACGGUCAUAGACGGAGUAAAAACAAGAGCCUCUGUUGUACAGCUGGGAAAUUCUCUACAUGUGUUUACUACCGAAGGAGCAAGGGAGCUGAGAAUGCCGGUGCCCAAGUUCAUGACCUCAGUGGGUGAGGGGGCCAGCCUGGGAGAUGCUGUGGCGCCCAUGCCCGGGGUCAUAGAGAAGGUGAGCGUGACCCCGGGUCAGGCGGUGGAGAAGGGUGAUCCUCUCGUGGUGAUGAUUGCUAUGAAGAUGGAGUACGUGAUUCGAGCUCCGAAGGCAGGGAAAGUACAGACGGUGUACUACAAAUCAGGGGACACUGUACAGAAAGGGGUACCACUUGUUCACUUCCAGGAAGAUGCCCCAGCCACAUAGGCUGGUAUACAUGCAUCCAUAUACCGCUUUAACAUUAGUGAUAUAAGUGAUAUCAUGUUUGGUGAUGUCUCUUUUGGUUUGUGUGUGGGGGGUAGGUUUCUGUGUUUGUGUAUUUCUAUCACAUGCUUUGCCAAUUAUGCUAAGUGGUAAAAUACUCAAUCAAUGUAUCAAUUUUGUUCCAGCAGUUUAGGAUCGUCUGAGGAUAAGCAAGUUAUUCUGCUGUUAAGUCUGAGAACCUUUUACUUGUGGUGAUAAUAUUUUUCAAACAAUGUUACUGUUGUGUAUUGCCUUGUAUUUCUAAGAAUUUGCACUCGAAUGUAUUCAACGAGAUGAUUUUGAAUUUUAUGUUUGUAUGCUAAUCGUGGUAUCAUUAAACAUAUUUAUAAUUUCAACACAACAGUUCUUGUUUCGUAAGUAUAUUUUAUUUAAUUACCCGUCAAUGUUAGUUUUAGUUUUAGGUGUGUGUGUGUGUGUAGUUCUGUUUGCAGAGGGCAGGACUACAUGUGCAAGGAUGGUUCGAUUCCCGGCCCGGCCACAUUAAAUAUGUAAUUAUUAGUAAUGCUAUGGCCACUCAACCCCCACCACUGAUUUAGGUAGAGAAGUUGUCAGUUAUUGGCCUAUGUAUGUGCACUUAUUUUUCCCAGGGAAAUUGUAUGUUAAGUGACUGUCUAAGUAUGUUUGAAACAAUUGUGAAAACAGCAUAAUUCAAAAUCAACAAAAUGCAAUGGUGUUUUCACUGAUUAUGUGUGCAUAUGCAGCCUCCUUGUUAUGCUUAUUAUCACAAAACAAAUGCAGUCAUCAUUGAAUAAAAGAUAAAUGUAUA
This is a messenger RNA of Dreissena polymorpha, 3036 nucleotides long. Its product is annotated as methylcrotonoyl-CoA carboxylase subunit alpha, mitochondrial-like. Lineage: Eukaryota; Metazoa; Mollusca; Bivalvia; Myida; Dreissenidae. Gene Ontology annotation, cellular component: mitochondrion. The record is from RefSeq and is a predicted model, not a curated record. Gene Ontology annotation, molecular function: methylcrotonoyl-CoA carboxylase activity; metal ion binding; ATP binding. The transcript has 16 exons. The coding region runs from base 117 to 2213 and encodes 698 amino acids.